Molecule: messenger RNA, 1347 nt
Organism: Prorocentrum cordatum
Lineage: Eukaryota; Dinophyceae; Prorocentrales; Prorocentraceae
Source: the annotation of a GenBank genome assembly
CGGUGCUCGCCUCUUCUCCCCUUGCCUCCUCGCUGCCACUGUGGCCCAGAUCUGCCUUUCCGCAAGACUGCCGCACCCUUGCCCGCAAGCGCGAGGCCGUUUUUUCAUCCCUCAACUUAUCCGCCACAACGAUGCUCUUCCGCGCGUGCGCCCUCGCCGUGCUCAUGCUGUGGUCGGCCCGCGGCUCGAGAACCCUCGCAUCCGCACGGAGCCAGCAAGCAGGAGCGCGUCGAGGCCCACGGCCGGGACCGACGCCGCGCAGAUCGCUGCGCUCCGCGAGAGGUUGCUCAAGAUGUCAAGUGGCCUCAGCAGGAUCAUAGACCCAAGCGGCCCCUUGGCCAAGACAGAGCUGGGUCCGGAGAUGGUGGAGUUCAACGCCAGGGUCCGGGCAGUCGUCAACAGCACUGCUGGGAAGAGCGACAAGAAGUCGCUCGAGCAGCUGAAAGAGGUGAUGGGCAGCGUCACCAGCCUGGUCAAGGACCUGAACCAGCAGCAGAUGCGGCUGAUGCAGGAGGGGGAGGAGCAGCGAGAGAGCCUGCUCUUGGGCGUCCUGAUGGCGCAGAAGGGCGAGCCCAUGCAAAAACAGCUCGAGGUCCUCGGCUCCCCCGAGUUCGUGGGCCUCGCCGCCAGCAAGGCGGUCCUCGCCGGCAGGGACACGAAGACCCCGCUGUUCCAGCAGGUGGCGAACUUCCUGGACGCCCACGGCGGCGGCGGCGGCGGCCGGCGCAGCGCGGCCGUGGAGGCGCACAGCGCCGCCGUGGCGCACGUGGUGGCGUCGCUGCGGGCACGGCUGGCGCACCUCGAGCAGAGCGCGCGCCACGCCGAGGAUCGAAGCUCACGCCAACGCCACGAAGAGGGUGAAGGCGCUGGAGAAGACCAAGGACAACCGCUCCGCGAAGAUAGUGCACGCCAUCGAGAAGAAGGAGGACCGCAAGUUCCAGAAGAUGAUGGCUAUUCAGCACCAGGACAUCAGCGCCAUGAAGGCCGCCAUCAGCGCCGUGGAGCACGGCGACAUGCAGGGCCUGGAGCGAGCCAGGGCGGCGCUGGAGAACUCCAUGAAGAGCAUGCAGUCGAAGAACAGCGGCUUCCUUGUGCUCAUCCAGGAGGGCUUCCGCGCCUCCGGCCUGGACUGCCCGUACUGCGCCGCGCAGUGCGUCGACAAGUGCCACGAGGAGGGCAAGAAGUACGUCACGUGCCUCGAGGAGUGCAGGGACGCCGGCAAGUAGAGCCGCCUGCCUCGGCGGGCCCCGAGAUGUGCUCCGGCAGGUUCGCGGCGCCGUCCUGCGGGGCCGUUUCGGUCCCAUGCGGCGGGUCCCGCCCCCAAACACAAAUGACAUCUAAUUAUCC